AGUCCGCCCCGCCGCCUGGCAUCCUGGCGGAAGGGGAAGGGGGGCAGGCGCGGUGGGAAAGAUGGCGUACCAGAGCCUCCGGCUGGAGUACCUGCAGAUCCCGCCGGUCAGCCGCGCCUACACUACCGCCUGCGUCCUCACCACCGCGGCCGUGCAGUUGGAAUUGAUCACACCUUUUCAGUUAUACUUCAAUCCUGAACUAAUUUUUAAACAUUUUCAAAUAUGGAGGCUAAUCACCAAUUUCUUAUUUUUUGGUCCAGUUGGAUUCAAUUUUUUGUUUAACAUGAUUUUUCUAUAUCGUUACUGUCGAAUGCUAGAAGAAGGCUCUUUCCGAGGUCGGACAGCAGACUUUGUAUUUAUGUUCCUUUUUGGUGGAUUUUUAAUGACUCUUUUUGGUUUGUUUGUGAGCUUAGUUUUUUUAGGCCAGGCCUUCACAAUAAUGCUGGUCUACGUGUGGAGCCGAAGGAACCCGUAUGUCCGAAUGAACUUCUUUGGGCUUCUAAACUUCCAGGCCCCCUUUCUGCCGUGGGUGCUCAUGGGGUUUUCCUUGUUGUUGGGGAACUCAAUUAUUGUGGACCUUUUGGGUAUUGCAGUUGGGCACAUAUAUUUUUUCUUGGAAGAUAUAUUUCCCAAUCAGCCUGGUGGAAUAAGAAUUCUGAAAACACCAUCUAUUUUGAGGACUAUUUUUGAUACACCAGAUGAGGAUCCCAAUUACAACCCACUACCUGAAGAGCGGCCAGGAGGCUUCGCCUGGGGUGAGGGCCAGCGCCUUGGAGGGUAAAGCAGCUGUGCCAAUUAUGAGACCCAUCUGAGAAGGACUCAGUGAAAUGUCCAUUGGGAUUCUUUUAUCCCUUGUUGCAAAAGUGUGGACACUUUUGACAGCUUGACAGAUUUUUAACUCCAGAAGCACUUUACGGAAUGGUACACUGACUAACGCAGAAGACAUUUCCAGCAGUUGCCAGGGUCCCUCACUAUGCUGGUACUAAAAGUAUAAUCUCUUGGAGCCAAAAAACUGGAGAAACAGAUACCCUGCCACCUCUGACAAGUACAUGGGUACUUGAGCUCUGUGGCAUGAGACAGGGCGUUUCCUCCUCCUCUUCUUUGAUAGACAAGACCGUGGUGUAAAUGGAAGUUUCAGAGAGGACAAAAUAAAACUGAAUUCCAUCUCUCUCACACUGUA
Molecule: messenger RNA, 1180 nt
Organism: Microtus oregoni (creeping vole)
Lineage: Eukaryota; Metazoa; Chordata; Mammalia; Rodentia; Cricetidae
Gene: Derl2
Product: derlin 2
Exons: 7
Coding region: 62-781 (239 amino acids)
Biological process (GO): endoplasmic reticulum unfolded protein response
Cellular component (GO): Hrd1p ubiquitin ligase ERAD-L complex; endoplasmic reticulum membrane
Molecular function (GO): misfolded protein binding; ubiquitin-specific protease binding
Source: RefSeq, a predicted model, not a curated record